This is a messenger RNA of Suncus etruscus (white-toothed pygmy shrew), 1045 nucleotides long. It is a transcript of the gene KLHDC1, whose product is annotated as kelch domain containing 1. Gene Ontology annotation, molecular function: protein binding. The transcript has 11 exons. Lineage: Eukaryota; Metazoa; Chordata; Mammalia; Eulipotyphla; Soricidae. The record is from RefSeq and is a predicted model, not a curated record. The coding region runs from base 5 to 1030 and encodes 341 amino acids.
GACAAUGCAUCUAAUGGAAGGAGAACUCCCUACCUCCAUGUCAGGAAGUUGUGGUGCUUGCAUUCAUGGAAAGCUGUACAUUUUUGGCGGAUAUGAUGACAAAGGAUACAGCAAUGGCCUUUAUUUCGUUAAUUUGCGAACAAGAGAUGAAACCUACAUUUGGGAAAAAAUCACCAAUUUUGAAGGACAGCCACCUACACCACGUGAUAAACUUUCCUGCUGGGUAUACAAUGACAGAUUAAUAUAUUUUGGUGGCUAUGGGUGUAGGAAACACAAUGAACUCCAAGACUGUUUUGAUGUGCAUGAUGCAUCUUGGGAAGAGCAAAUAUUCUGGGGGUGGCAUAAUGAUGUUCAUGUAUUUGACACAAAGACACAGACAUGGUUUCAACCAAAAAUUAAAGGCGGAGUUCCACCGCAGCCACGAGCAGCACAUACUUGUGCAGUGCUUGGAAAUAAAGGCUAUGUCUUUGGAGGACGUGUUUUGCAAACUAGGAUGAAUGAUUUGCAUUACCUAAAUUUAGAUACUUGGACUUGGUCUGGAAGAAUUUCCAUUAAUGGAGAAAACCCUACACAUCGGUCAUGGCAUACUCUGACAGCACUAGCUGAUGAUAAGCUUUUCCUAUUUGGUGGACUAAGUGCAGAUAAUGUUCCCUUAAGUGAUGGUUGGAUUCACAAUGUUAUGACAAAUGGUUGGAUACAGCUUACUCACUUACCUAAAACAAGACCCAGGUUAUGGCACACAGCCUGUUUGGGAAAAGAAGAUGAAAUAAUGGUGUUUGGAGGGAGCAAAGAUGAUUUACUUUCCUUGGAUACAGGUCACUGUAAUGAUUUGUUGAUAUUUCAAACACAGCCUUAUUCACUGGUCAGGUCAUGCCUUGACUGCAUUGGUAGAAAUGCUGUACUUUUAGAGUCUCAGAUAUCUUUAUUACCACCUAAACUUCUGCAACAAGUACUGAAAAAAAUUACAUUUUGGACUGCAACUAAUCAUAGAGAAGAACAAAAAGCCGAAAAAGAAAGAAACAAGAAAUAAAUAAAUAUCACUGGA